AUGAAGCUGAAGGAUUUAAAAGCUAAGAAUUACUUGUUUCAGUCACUUGACAAGUCAAUUCUGAAGACGAUUACACAGAAGAAGACAUCUAAACAACUGUGGGAUUCCAUGAAGAUGAAGUGUCAAGGUAAUGUUCGAGUGAAGAGAGCCCAGCUCAUUCGUCUACGCCGGGACUUUGAGAUUCUGGCAAUGAAGCAGGGCGAAUCGAUAAAUGAUUACUUUGGUCGAGUAAUGACAAUUGAAAAUGACAUGAGGAAUUAUGGGGAAGAUGUGAGUGGUGUCAAGAUCGUUGAGAAGAUUUUGAGAACACUUGCUGAUAAAUGGAUUUACAUUGUUUGUUCCAUUGAGGAAGCCAGGGACAUAGAUCAACUCUUUGUGGAUGCCUUACAAAGUUCUCUGAUCGUUCAUGAGAAAAAAUUAAAAUGA
Messenger RNA from Lathyrus oleraceus (garden pea), 426 nucleotides. RefSeq lists its product as uncharacterized. The transcript has a single exon. Bases 1 to 426 code for a protein of 141 amino acids. Lineage: Eukaryota; Viridiplantae; Streptophyta; Magnoliopsida; Fabales; Fabaceae. The record is from RefSeq and is a predicted model, not a curated record.